Messenger RNA from Ectocarpus siliculosus, 636 nucleotides. The record is from the annotation of a GenBank genome assembly. Lineage: Eukaryota; Phaeophyceae; Ectocarpales; Ectocarpaceae.
AUGGGUCCCCCAAUAAAUCACAUUCAUUCGUGUUCCUCGCCUUCGUUGCAAUACACUCGAUUGACGUCGCUUGGAGACUUCUCCGGGUCCAGCAACGAACGCCUUGGCGGAAUCGAGGCGUGCUUGCAGGGGGCGGCGACCAAGGAGGAGCUGGCCCUCAAGGCCAACGCCCGCGACGCUGAGGCGGCGUUCACCGCUCUUCGCGCGGACUGCGCCCUCCGGGCCCGACAAGCGUCCCUGGCCAGCCUUGAGACGACGGUUUCACGCCUCCAAGAGGAACACGCCAAGACAAGAAGAGCUUCCGACCUCACCGGCCGUUUCGUCGACUGGUUCUCCUCCCGCGGGCAGGCGUACGAGCACAACCUAGCAGCCGUCGAGAAGCACAUCGAAAACCUCGCUACUCGAUCGGUGGGCGCUAGAGCCAGCCCGGCCUCGGCGGCGGCGGCCGCUUUAGACGCAGCGCGAGGGGCCCAGCGCAUGGCUAGGAACGGAGGCCGCUCCACCUUGAAUAGCCAAACGAACUUAGCAGAUAUUUUGGGGGGCAGCGGUUUCGCGCCGGGGGGGGGUGGAGGAGGCGGCAGCGGCGGCGGUGUGGGAGUUCCGUAUGGCGGCGGGGUGCGUUUCACGCCCGCGUGA